Hylaeus volcanicus is the source of this 1106-nucleotide messenger RNA. RefSeq names its product ubiquitin thioesterase OTU1-like. Gene Ontology annotation, molecular function: cysteine-type deubiquitinase activity. Lineage: Eukaryota; Metazoa; Arthropoda; Insecta; Hymenoptera; Colletidae. Gene Ontology annotation, biological process: protein deubiquitination; endoplasmic reticulum unfolded protein response. The record is from RefSeq and is a predicted model, not a curated record. Gene Ontology annotation, cellular component: nucleus; cytosol. The coding region runs from base 150 to 893 and encodes 247 amino acids. The transcript is spliced from 2 exons.
UUAAUUUUUUAAAUAAUGUUUUUAUCCUUAAAAAAAUUUUGCUUUUGUUAAAAAAUUUUGUGCGCGUUGAAAAAAAGAAAAAUUGUGUAUAAGUUUUUUUUGUUGUAUGGGAAAAUGCACUCGAAUGUUUUCUUUGCGUAGGGUCAUCUAUGAAACAUUUUUUUAAAGACUUUACACAAAUGUGCCAAAAUAAAUCACUACCUACAAUAACUGGAAUUUAUGAAGGGUCACAUAAAGUUGGGCAAGUUUGCCGUAUUCCUAUAUUGUCCAAUAACUCAUGCUUAUUCUUAUCGUUAAGUUAUCUUUUACAUAGAAACUCCAUAAGUUCUAAUGUUUUACGUGAUGUGGCUGCCAAAAUGAUUGAAAGCGAUCCGGAGACAUUUAACGACAUAACAUUAGAACGUUCUCGUUUAGAUUAUAUUCAUUGGAUACGGCAAGAAGAAAGUUGGGGUGGAUAUAUUGAAUUGAUAGCCCUUGCUAAAUUUUAUAGUAUUCAAUUAUUUGUGAUAGAUCUUUGGUCAGGUCGUCAAGACGAAUAUGGAAGUGACUCAAGUGGACGUUGCGUCUAUCUCUUAUAUGAUGGGCUUCAUUACGAUGCAUUCGCUGCUGAAGAUGCUUGUUGUGCGCCUAUUUUUUGCUUUCUAGUUAAGCCACAAGAUUAUUUAAAUACAUCAUAUGAUCCAUCCUCUGUAAUUACAAUUUUCGAUUCGGGAAAUUCAGUGAUACUUGGAAAGAUUCGUGAAAUUGUUAGUGAAUUACGUCUUCUUAGGAAAACUUCAGUUCCAAUGAAAAUGUUUGAAUGUUGUUUAUGUAAUAAACAAUUUAGUAGUCAAAAUGCUAUGAAGAUCCACGCUCAAGAAACUGGUCAUUCACAGAUGCAAGAACGCCAAUAAGCGUAUAAUAUAUCCUUUUUUUUUGUAUGAAUAAAAAAGCAUUAAAAAACGAAACAGUAAUCGUGUUUAACUCAUUUCUUGUGGAGUAAUACAUAGUAAUUAUUAUAAAUUUGGACAGUAUUUUUUUAAUUGUCAAACAAUUUCAGUGAAGUCGACAGCUUUUCAUUUUUACUGACCAUAUAGAGUGUUAAAAGAAAAAUUGUUCUAUUAUGA